GUCCGCACCACACUCCCUCUCAUCUUAACCAACUAACCCUAUUCAACAACACAUCAGCGCACAUGCCUGCCAGUACACGAGCAUCCACAGCAUCAAAAGCAGCUACAAAGCCUGCCUCAAAGCCCGCUUCAGCAACUCCUACCGCUAACAGCAGUAAACGAAAAGCGACUACACCUGCCAUCAGAGAUAGAGCUACAAAAAAGCCUACCACAGGCCCUGCCAAAAAGGAAAUUAAAACACCCGCUAAUCUAAAGAAGACUACUACAACAAAGACCACACCGGGGAAAAUCGUCGGCAAAAAGAAAGCUGGUGAGAAAAAUACCACAAAUACUAUUGAAACACCUGCAUCAAAGGAAGAGCAGAAGCUAAAUCAGGAGCAGGAAGAGCAAGAGAAGGAUGACGAUGAAGAUGAGCAAUUAAUGGAUGAUAGGGCAUUACUUAAGGACAUUGAUUCUAGUGCUGAUGAAGAUAGCUCAAGUGACGAUGAUGAUGGAGAUGAGGAAGCUAAGGAGGAUAUGUUCGCCAGUAUGAAGGAUGAGAUUUCACUCAGCCCAAAGGCGGCAGCAGCACUCAAGAAAAAACUCGCGACAAUUGGUCAGCCAAAGCAGGAGGAAGUAGUUACAGGGGUUGUUUAUCUGGGUCGUAUCCCUCAUGGAUUUUAUGAAGAACAAAUGAAGGCCUAUUUUUCUCAAUUCGGUAAGGUUCUCCGACUCCGUUUGUCGCGCAACAAGAAGACAGGGAAAUCCAAGCACUACGCCUUUAUUGAGUUUGCAUCACAAGAGGUCGCAGAGAUCGUUGCAGAUACCAUGAACAACUAUUUGCUUUUUGGGCACCAACUCAAAUGUAAGGCCCUGCAGCCAUCUCAAAUCCACCCAGCCAUGUUUUCGGGCGCUAACAAAAAAUUCAAGGCAAUUCCUUGGCUCAAGAUCGCUAAGGAAAAGCAUAAUGCAGAGAAGACGACAGUUCAAUCGAAUCAAAUCAAGAAGAAGCUGUUGAAGAAUGAGGCUGCAAAGAGAGCUAAAUUGGCUGAGUUAGGGAUCGAUUAUGACUUUCCUGGUUACAAGGCUUCAGUACCUGAAAAACCAAAGCACACAAAGUUCUAAAAAGUUUGUGAUUGAAGAAGGAUGCUAUUAUAAUGUCCCAUUUCGUGUUUUUUUUAUUAUUAUUACUAUACUUUUUUUCUUUUUUCUUUUUCAUUUCCAAUGAACAAGUUUGCAUUCAUAUUAUCAUUAAGGGAAAUCUAUCUAUGCAUGAGUCGGUACUAUUAAAGAUUAAGGAUUAAAGAUUAAGGAUUAAGGAUUAAGGAUUAAGGAUUAAGGAUUAAGGAUUAAGGAUUAAGGAUUAAGGAUUAAGGAUUACGAGUGAUUAAAAGUUCAAAUAGC
This is a messenger RNA of Lobosporangium transversale, 1382 nucleotides long. RefSeq lists its product as hypothetical. The record is from RefSeq and is a predicted model, not a curated record. Gene Ontology annotation, cellular component: nucleolus. The coding region runs from base 63 to 1103 and encodes 346 amino acids. Gene Ontology annotation, molecular function: RNA binding. NCBI's taxonomy places the organism in Eukaryota, Fungi, Mortierellomycota, Mortierellomycetes, Mortierellales, Mortierellaceae. The transcript has 3 exons. Gene Ontology annotation, biological process: maturation of LSU-rRNA from tricistronic rRNA transcript (SSU-rRNA, 5.8S rRNA, LSU-rRNA).